Messenger RNA from Scedosporium apiospermum, 654 nucleotides. RefSeq names its product putative signal peptidase subunit protein. Gene Ontology annotation, biological process: protein targeting to ER. The coding region runs from base 1 to 654 and encodes 217 amino acids. Gene Ontology annotation, cellular component: membrane; signal peptidase complex. The transcript is spliced from 3 exons. NCBI's taxonomy places the organism in Eukaryota, Fungi, Ascomycota, Sordariomycetes, Microascales, Microascaceae. The record is from RefSeq and is a predicted model, not a curated record.
AUGCACAACUCCCUCACCCGCCUCCAAAACACCUUCUCCUUCUUCACAACAGUCGUCUUCACUCUCGGCAUCUUAAUCGCCCUCUCCGACCUCCUCGCGCCACGAACCCCCAGCGGCACCAUCAAGGUCGAGAACCUCUCAGUAACAAAAGGCCGCGUCCACUACUACUCCCCCAAAAAGGAAGAAUACGCCUCCAUCAAAUUCUCCCUCGACGCAGACCUCUCCUCCCUCAUCACCUGGAACACCAAACAGCUCUUCGUCUACGUCACCGCCGAGUGGCCCGACUCCCCCGGCUCCAACGCCACGAAUAGCGCCGUCAUCUGGGACUCUAUCAUCACGAGCCCGAGCUCGGAUCAUUUGGCGAAUGUGGGGCCCGCGACUAUGAAGAAGUUGAGGAGGAGUGCGGCGGGGAAGAGUAUUGAUCCUAGCCGAGGCAUCCUCAAACUCCGCAACCAACGCCCCAAAUACCAAAUCACCCACCCCUCCGGAAAAGUCGCCCAAGUCUCCGACGUCAAGCUCAAGCUCCACUACAACGUCCAGCCCUGGGUCGGCCUGCUUACCUGGAACCAGGAGCGCGCCUACGGGAAGUGGGAGGCGAUGAAGGGCGGCGUUAGCAAGUUGUUUGACUUUCCGGCGCUGAAGAAUAAGAAUUGA